CUAUGGCAGGAGUUGAAUGCUGCGGAUGAGUCAAGUUUUGUUUUCAAUCAAAAAUGGAUUCAUGUGAAGUUAUGCAUACAGAGAAAUCGGAGCUAGCUGUUGUCCGGCCGAGAGGACCAGACCAUGUUGAGCAGGUCUGUCCAAGAAUUCUCGAUCUUGGCAAGGUGAUAAAUUUGCUUGAAGACCCCUUGACAACCCACAUGCAUGAGAGGCACCUUUUUGUGCUCAAGAAGCUGUUCAAGAAGAAACAACACGGCUUUCUGCUGAGGGAGCUAGUGAUCAUCACAAGGAUCCUCAAAGUCUGCGGCGAGAAGGCCGACAAGCACCCGGAAUUCUGCGGCAUUCUGUGCGAGGCUCUGAAGAUUUCCAGGCUUCCCUUCCUGAAAGAGAGAGUGUCGGAUGAGCUCAACUAUGCUGAAGAUGUCAAGCAGUUUCUCUCUCGCAUUGGCUACCUGAUGAAGGUGUUGGACGGCGAGGUGAGGCGUCAUGUCGUGGAGUCGGUCAAGUCUUUCUACAGCAUCUCGGUUCCAGACAAAGCGCCGCUUGACGGCCCUCAACCGACGUCCCCCGGCUACCGACUUCAGCUUCUGGAGCGUAGCGAUCUAGCCAAGACGCUCUUCCUAUCCGUGGCGGCGCUGGAGAAGCAACCCGCCAUCAAGCUCCUGCUCCUGCAAACACUUCAGAUGCUCUCCAGCACAUCUGAUAUGAACUGCGCUUUAAUAUUGAGCGCGCAAGGGGCCGAAAGCAUCUGUCUGCGCAUGAACGAACCCGACCCGUCCGGAAUGAUCCUGUUCCAUUCCUCGGAAAUCCUCUGGAACCUUUUGGAGAGUGGCAACAAGGCCGCAGUGGCCGCCCAGCUAAGCAGCGUGGAGUGCGCCAUAUCUCUAAAAGAAGCAUUUAUCCACGCUCUCCUCAACACUUUCCGACACGUUGACCUCCAAGUCCGCAACGAUCUUCUGGUGCUCACCACCCUCUUUGCUGAGAACUCCUGCGCUCUCCUCAUUGAGAGCCUAUUCGCCAGGCAGCUCGUUGCGCUCAGCACGUUUCCCGAACUGAAGAGUGGCACUAGUUUGGUGGGCAAGCUGAAGCUGACGUACAAUAUGGAAGACCUACAAAUGAAGAAGCUGCUGUUAAAUCUGCUACUUGUCAUGUCCAGAGAUCCCGCAAUCAUUCCGAUCUUCAAGGAGGAACAAGUGAUACUAGCCCUGCUGACCUUGGCCAAACCACCCGUCGCCUCCGCCGAAGUCAAAUCGGGGUCUCGGCAUUGGUCGUCCGUCCAGCUGGAGGAGCUUCAGCUGCAGGCUCUGGCAGUCCUCGCCACUUUGGCGCCGCUGGUUCUGGACCACUACAUGUCUUGUUAUGGCAACGUGACCCUGUUGCACCUUCUGGACUGGUGCGUCAUGGAAGACGGCUACUGUGGUCAAGGUCACAGCUUCCACGCCACCGGAGGCCGAGGCAGCAAGAAGGCUCACAUGCGAUACUCCAUCAGACUGAUGAGAUCUGUUACCUCGCUGGAUGACAGGAACCUCAACCAGGACCUGUGCGACCAGGGGACCAUACAUCUGCUUCUAGAGCUUCUAAUACGGAUGGAGUCGAGCCCCGGCGAUGAGGAUGCGGUCACCGUGGAGAUGAAGUCCGACGUGCUGAUCAUCCUCUCGGCGCUUUGUGAGAACAACAUGCACAGGAAGGAGCUGUUUGGGUCCGUGGGCGUGGAGAUGAUGGUCCAUUUCCUGAGGAGGGGCGCCAGUAUGUUCUACAGCGGCCUGGGACACAACAAGCUCCUCCUCUCGACCUUGGUGUGCGUGCGCACCUGCAUCGUGGGCUGCUACACAACAGAGGAUUACUUCCUAAUCCAAGAUGGGGUGCUGGUUUUACUCGACCUACUCAGUUCGAGUCCCAAGUGUGUUCACUGCGUGGUCCUGGCCACUCUGUUGGAGCUGUGCGACAACCGGAACACGAUUUUUCACAUUCUGAGCUGGAGCGACGGCGGAGGCCGGACGGCUCCGAGUCUCCUGCUGCGAGUGUGGCGGCGAGAGGAGGAGGAUCUUGGAGUCAACCGGAACCAAUACGGCGGGAUCGCAGACCCGAAGGAGCCCGUCCUGGCCCAUCGGAAGGUGGACGACGCAGAGCUGAUGUCGAUUCUGGAUACAACCAGCACCGUCGUGCUGGAGAUGCAAGAAAACCUGCUGGCCAAGAUUUACUUGACCUUCUGCAGAAUUGGUUUCGAGGAUCUUCCAGGAUUGUCUUUAAGGGACAGAGUGACCUUGAGUAUCGUCAAAAGGUACCUUGAUUUCAAGGUGAGCGAGGUGUGGGAUGAGAUCAGCCGUGAGCUGAGCCUGGAAGGCAUCCGGCCCGUCACGCCAGACCUGGAGAUUCUACUCUCUGCCCAGCAGAUGUCGCAACGCACGGCCGAGGCGGUGGUCGCCGAGCAGGAGGAAAUCUUGCGGCAAUACGACGAGGAGGCCAACAGGGAAGAAGAACUUAUGUAUGAAGAGAUGAAAUCUCACUGGAAGCAACGUCAGCUCACAGCCAAGUCGUGGAGUAAUUUUGUCUCCAAGACGUCCAACUAUGACAUCCUCAAGGAAAUCAAAGAAAAGAGGCAGAAACACAUAGAGUCCAUUAGGCCUGAACCAGCGCUGGAGGAUUUGGGACAGCGCCACGAAGGGGUUUUUAUCGGGAAAUUGUUGGCGGACACGAUUAACGAUGCCCGUGGCGGCGUCAACUUGAAGGUGGUCCAAACUCCUGUGAUGGCGGCAGCGCACGAGGAAGCCUUGCGUGCCCCACGCGAGCCUCACUACUUCAACACGUUCCCUGACUGAUCAAAUAUUAGACCAAAUUCUAUUUUUUUCUUUCAAGUUAGCUAUAGGACAUUUUACAUGAUGAAUCUCAGCCGCGUUGACAUUUAAUCCCAGCCGCCGCGUUUCUUUCCGUCUCAUUAAUUUGCGCACGAGUGCUCCCCUGAAAGCCGAAUUCCUUGCAGACAUCGUUCUCACCAAGCAGCACAAUCCUCACACUGAGGAGGAGGCGAGGAGAGCCAAAAAGACUGAUAUCAGCUCCAUGGAAACAGCCCAGCAACAGGCUGCACGCCGGCAACCAAUCGGAGCCUGCCCCGGCCUGCUCGCUUGUCCUAUCGAUGGGAGAGGCUGGGGGCCCAAACUGAGAUUGGGGCCCGUGAAGGUGAAUGCUCUACGGAUGAAAAGAUUAUUUACAUUACUGCCGCUCAGUUGUGACGGUCUUGAGUGUUUCAUCAUCAAAUCGAUAUAUGUAUUAUACUGCCCCCUAGUGGGCAAAGCGCCCCACACCACACAGUCCUUAUUGAAUGAACUCCUGAUGCACAAAUUUAAUUCCCUACAUUUGUUAUUAGUGUUUUUUUUCAUUACAGUAUUGUAGCGUGCUAUUUUCCUCCAAUUAAAAAAAUCCUGUUGAUGUU
Messenger RNA from Syngnathus acus (greater pipefish), 3430 nucleotides. RefSeq names its product cilia- and flagella-associated protein 69-like. The coding region runs from base 54 to 2819 and encodes 921 amino acids. Gene Ontology annotation, cellular component: non-motile cilium; sperm midpiece. NCBI's taxonomy places the organism in Eukaryota, Metazoa, Chordata, Actinopteri, Syngnathiformes, Syngnathidae. Gene Ontology annotation, biological process: positive regulation of flagellated sperm motility; response to odorant; olfactory behavior. The transcript has 23 exons. The record is from RefSeq and is a predicted model, not a curated record.